Molecule: messenger RNA, 671 nt
Organism: Pieris napi
Lineage: Eukaryota; Metazoa; Arthropoda; Insecta; Lepidoptera; Pieridae
Gene: osi
Product: LYR motif-containing protein 5B
Exons: 2
Coding region: 278-532 (84 amino acids)
Biological process (GO): respiratory electron transport chain
Cellular component (GO): mitochondrion
Source: RefSeq, a predicted model, not a curated record
UGGCACUUAACAGAUAACUUUGUCGUCUGCCGUUUGGAAUUUGGAUGUGAUUAAUCAUUAAUCAUUAUUCAAACCAAAAUAAUAAUAUUAUGAUUGAAUCGUACAACUUUGACGUAGAAAAGCUUGAUAAAUACUGUAAUUUCAUAAUUACAAGUAGUUAAGGAGAAUUUUCACAUUUUAACUUGUUAGUAACUGGUGAGCUAAGACAGUUGAUUUUUUAAAUUUUCAAGGAUUUGAAAGUUAUUUGGACUUUAGACUUAUUACCAUUAUAGGAAACAUGGCUCAACCUCACAGGAAGGCUGUAUUAAAUCUUUACAAAACGCUGUUGUACAUGGGACGUGAUUGGCCUCAGGGUUAUGACCUCUUUAGAAAACGGUUACAUAAAGUGUUCUCAAAAAAUAGUGAAGAAUCAGAUCCAAACAAAGUCGCCACUAUGAUUAAACAUGGAGAUUUUGUAGUUAAAGAAAUUGAAGCUCUGUAUAAAUUAAAAAAAUAUAGAACAUUAAAGCGAAGAUAUUAUGAUGACAAUUGAAAGUUGACUGUUUUGUAUUAGGUUUGAAUGUUUAUAAUUAUGGUGCUAUUUCAGAUAUAAGUAUAAUGUUAUAUAAUAUGUAGCAAUUAAAAUGACAUUGAACAUGUUCAUAUUCCAACAAUAAAUGUUACUGCUAUCA